Dendrobium catenatum is the source of this 665-nucleotide messenger RNA. RefSeq lists its product as uncharacterized. Lineage: Eukaryota; Viridiplantae; Streptophyta; Magnoliopsida; Asparagales; Orchidaceae. The record is from RefSeq and is a predicted model, not a curated record.
UCAUUUUCAAGCAGCAUUGAAAACGGAGCAAAAUGGCUGGUCAAUAAGCUGAAAGGUAAAAUGCAGAAGCCUCUGCCAGAUCUUCUACAAGAGUAUGACCUGCCAGUAGGCAUCUUCCCUCGGGAUGCCACUAACUACGAGUUCAACGAAGAAACAAGGAAGCUUACUGUGUUCAUACCCUCCAUAUGUGAGGUUGGUUAUAAGGAUUCCUCCGUCCUGAGAUUUCUUACCUGCGUCACUGGCUAUCUGGAGAAGGGAAUCCUGUCUGAUAUAGAAGGUAUGAAGACCAAAGUCAUAAUUUGGGCCAAGGUGACAUCCAUCUCUACUCAGGGUUCAAAGGUCCAUUUCAACACUAGCGUAAAGAAAACAAGGAGCAGAGAUGCGUAUGAGGUGCUCAGAGAUGGCAUCAUCGUGGACAAAUUUUAAGGUGCUUUCUUUUCUAACACUAUCAAAUGUAACCUUGUUCUAUUAUUCUGUGAUUGUUCUGUUUGGAGGCAGCACAAACAGCAAUUUGCUGACUAUUUGUGUAUCUACUACUAUAUGAGAGAUUCUUGCAUUGUGUAUAAAAGCUAUCAGAACUACUAGUAAAUGGAUUAAGUCUAAAGUUGAAAAUGGUGAUAAGGAAGUAAGGUCUCCAUUGAUCUAUGAAUGAAUUGAUAUAUAAA